AGAAAGACCUAUCUUGCCGAAACUAAAGUGGGGUGGUGGAAUCGAUACAUUGGCGUACAUUGAUCACAGUGUUUUAAAACAUACACGGACUAAAAUCGUUGUCCUGGUGGCGACAUCCAACACUAUAAGUGUGUCGUUUUGUAAACGAGAGGGAGCAUGGAUGACAAUCUUCAGCUACUAUUUGCCAUUGACGAUGAGCUGGACUCUUCAGAGGUGGCUUCCCUCAAAUUCCUCUGCAGUGACAUCCUAGGUAGAAAACCACUAGAGAAAGUAAGUGAUGGCCGUGACCUCUUCAAGCGUCUGAGUGAAAAAGGUCAGAUGGAUGACGACAUGAUGUUCCUGAAAGAACUGCUUUACACCAUCAAUCGCUAUGAUCUGCUGACGAUGAUGAAGACAACUGAGCAGGAGGUGUCCAGGUCAAUCCAAAUGAACAGUGAUUCUUAUGGUGGCCUGUCCACCUACAGGAAGAUGCUUUUUGAUAUAGCUGAUGAUAUGACGAGUGAAAAAUUGAACUCCUUCAAGUUCCUGGUGAAUCUGCCGCGAGGGAAAUUAGAGGCCUCCGCAACCAUCCUUGAUGUUCUGACAGAAAUGGAGAAGCAGCAGCGGCUUACUGAGGACAAUGUGGAGGACCUAGAACGGAUCCUCAAUGAGUGUGAUAAGGAUCUGGCUAGAAAGGUGGAAAAGUACAGGCUAAAUAAAACAGGUGAUGGCAGGUGGCAUGAACAGGGAAACAGUCCUCAUUCGGAGUCCAUGGAUCACCUGAGUAGGCCUAUUGCUGAGAUGCGUGAAGAGGACAAUCAAGACAUAUCCCGUAGUAGUCUGAGUGUGGUACCAGAUGCAGGCCCGGUGACAAAUGAUAUAAUGGAGGAAGAUUUGGAGAGUUAUAAGAUGAAUUCCCGUCCCCGUGGAUACUGUUUGAUAAUCAAUAACUACAGAUUUUCCCAUCCAGGUUAUACAGACCGAAAAGGGACAGAUAAGGAUGCAGAGGACUUGCGGAGGGUAUUUAUGAGGCUACAAUUUGUGGUAGAAGAACAAAGAGACCUGUCAGGUCAGGAUAUGAGGAUGGUUCUGGAGAAAUAUGCCAAGGAGGACCAUUCUGCUUACAACGCUCUUGUCGUCUGUGUUCUCUCCCAUGGGCUGGAGGGCAAAGUACUGGGUGUGGAUGGGGAAGAAGUGUCCAUCAAACAGCUCUACAGGCCUUUCACCCGCUGUCUUACACUGGUCGGCAAGCCCAAGCUAUUUUUCAUUCAGGCCUGCCAGGGCAAUGAAUUACAAACAGGUCACUUGUUGGAGGAUGGACCUAACCAGCAACUUGAUGACCUAUUAGAAGAGGAUGCUCUUAAUCCACUAGUUGAUCAACCGUCUGUUGCAGCUGAGGCGGAUGUGUUGAUAGGCAUGUCAACUGUAGAGGACUUUAAGUCAUUCCGUCAUACCAUGACUGGGUCCAUCUACAUCCAGGCCCUGUGCAUAGCGUUGGAAUCUGGGUGCCAAAAGAAGGAGGACCUGCACACUAUCCUCACACGUGUGAACAAUGAAGUCAGCAAAGGUGUCUUUAAUAACAGAAAACAGAUGCCUCAACAAAAAUCCACUCUGAGAAAGAAGCUGGUUUUAACUGUGAACUAGAUGAAAAACAGACUACUAAAUUAAGUUGGCGUGCAAUAUUGUCGUCCCUCCCGAGACUUUUUUUUUUUUUAAUUAAUUAAUUAGGGAGAACAUGUUGAAGACCUGUCGAGCAAAGCUUGUUUUCAUCAGCAAAUGAAAUAUUUCUCAUUAAGGACACAAGACUUUUGUGCUGACUAUUUCCUCUACUUUUGGGAUUCACUUGCUGUCUUCGACUCUAAACCUCUGCUGUGUCUGACAUGCACUUCUUGACACUGCUUCAAACUCCAUCUGCCAAUUGACAGUUUACUAUGUUUUUUUUUAAUUGUGUGGAAAAAACUGAAUGAAUACAAAUGAAAAGUGUGGCUUUAGAUUGUAAAAUACCUUUUCAUAAUAAUUUGUAUAGAAUGAACUCUUCAGGGAUAUAAUAACAUUGUAAGGUAAUUAGGUAGAGAGACAAUAAAUGAGACACAGUGGUAGAAUAUAUAAAUCUUUCUUUAAGAACUGUUCUUUUUUUUCACUUUUUGUCAUGUUACAUACAGUACAUUUGUUUCCUUUGUUUCACUUAAUCCUAUACAAUGCAAUAAAAAAAAAACAAUCUAUAUUUUCAAAAAUAUA
Molecule: messenger RNA, 2217 nt
Organism: Sardina pilchardus (European sardine)
Lineage: Eukaryota; Metazoa; Chordata; Actinopteri; Clupeiformes; Clupeidae
Gene: casp8
Product: caspase 8, apoptosis-related cysteine peptidase
Exons: 10
Coding region: 157-1623 (488 amino acids)
Biological process (GO): proteolysis; regulation of apoptotic process
Molecular function (GO): cysteine-type endopeptidase activity; protein binding
Source: RefSeq, a predicted model, not a curated record